AGCUCCGGAUAAAGCGCCGCUCAGGAGGCAAGGCGUUCAUCAUCCUCAUCAUCAACCCGCUGUGAAUUCAUUUUCUCUCGUUUUGACUUCCAUUUGGAGAACGCAAGAGCAAAAUAAGGACGAGCCCCUCAUUUGACAUCGACGGACAUCACGCUGAAAGAUUUGAUCGUCACCUUAUAGCGCCCGCUCGUCUUAAGACGCCUCACUUCGGGAAUGGGAAAUGAUGGAGGAUAAAGCGCCCCGUGUCGCCGACUACUUUGUGGUUGCGGGCCUCACUGACCCGACCAAGCUUUUGGAGGAGGAGCUGCACUUUGACGAUACCGCACCGAAAUCCGUCAAGCCAGAAGCGCCCAUCACGGACGUUGCCGUGGUGAUCCGCUCCCUGGGCGAAGAGGUACCCCCCGGUUUCACCUGCGUGGAAAGCACCCCCUCGGGCCUGUCGGCCGAGCUCAACGGAGCCAGUCUCCGAGGGCCGCAGAUUUUCCUGUGCUUCAAGCGAGGCCGAGAUAAGCCUCCGCUGACAGAUCUUGGGGUUUUGUAUGAAUGGAAAGAAAAGCUGAAACCUGGAUGUCACAUCGUUCAGACCACGCCCUCAGGCCGCCCCGCCAACAUCAGCAGCUCGUCAUCGCAACGCAUUUACAUCACCUACCGCCGCGCUCCCAAGAGCCAGCCGCACACCUCGCUGGCCGUCACGGAUGUCUGCGUUAUUGUGCCCGGCAAGGGGGAGACACCCCCUCACACUUUCUGCAAGGUGGACAAGAACCUCAACAGCAGCAUGUGGGGAUCAUCGGUCUACUUGUGUUACAAGAAGUCUCUGGCCAAAGCAAACAUGAUUGCCUGCAAAGCAGGUCUGCUGUGCAGGUACCCCGAAGAGGACCAUGAGCCCUUUCCGCUGCCUGAGUCCGUGCCUAUGUUCUGUCUGCCGAUGGGGGCAACCAUCGAGUGCUGGCCCGCUCACACGAAACAAGCGCUUCCCGUCUUUUCCACAUUCGUCCUGACGGGAGCGUCAGGAGAAAAGGUGUACGGAGCAGCGAUCCAGUUUUACGAGCCUUACCCGGAGGAGCUGUCCGAGCGUCAGCUGUCACAGCUCGGCCUGCUCAGCUCCGAUUUGGGACCCGGCGGGACCAGGAGCGUUUACAGCAACAAGAGCAUCUGUCUCCUCUCCCACUGGCCCUUCUUCCAGUCCUUCAGGAGCUUCCUCACGUUCCUCUAUCGAUACUCCAUCUCGGGACCACACGCGCUGCCCAUUGAGAAGCACGUGGCUCACUUCAUGCAAAAUGUGCCAUUCCCCUCCACGCAGAGGCCGCGCAUCCUCGUGCAGCUCUCGCCACAUGACAGCCUGAUAUUGAGCCAGCCCGUGUCCUCUCCGCUGCCUCUCAGCGGCGGAAGCCUCUCCACGUUACUCCUGAACCUGGGUCCGAAAAACGCCGCCACCUUGCUGGUGUUGGCCGUCACCGAGCACAAGAUCUUGGUUCAUUCCCUGCGGCCCGCCGUACUCACCAGCGUUACCGAGGCACUUGUGUCUAUGAUUUUCCCCUUCCAUUGGCCGUGCCCCUACAUCCCUCUGUGCCCGCUGGCCCUGGCAGGUGUCCUCAGCGCGCCGUGUCCUUUCAUUGUGGGCGUGGAUUCCCGAUACUUUGACCUGUACGUGCCCCCGGCUGACAUCAGCUGCGUGGAUUUGGAUACCAACACCGUUUCCCAGAAAGAGGAUAAGAAGGCUCUAACGUGGAAAAUGUUGCCCGGGAGAGCCUGCAAGAAUCUUCUGAAUUCCCUCAAUAAACUCCAUCAGCAACUCACGGAGGGUGGUUACCUAAGCCGCGAAGACGUUCACAUGGAGCACGCGGUGGCUGACGGCGAGCUCAACGGUGGCAAGAGUCUCCAAACUCUGGAACUGGAGAUCCAGGAAGCCUUUCUGCGCUUCAUGGCGGCCAUCCUCCGAGGUUACCGUUCCUACUUGCAGCCCAUCACGCAGGCCCCCUCGGAGAAGACCACCGACGUCAGCUCCCUUUUUGACAUUCAAGGCUUCUUGAAAAGCCGAGACCGCUCGCAUCAGAGGUUCUACUCGCUCAUGACCAAGACCCAAAUGUUCAGCCGCUUCAUUGAGGAAUGCUCCUUUGUCAGUGACAAAGAUGCGAGUCUGGCUUUCUUCGACGAGUGCGCUGAUAAGCUCUCCACGGUUGCUAAGAUCGACAGCGAGAAGCCAGACGACGCCAGACUCAUCGAACUGGACGAAUCCCAUCGCAGUGAGCACACCGUUUACGUCAACCCGCCAGAGCUGCCUCUGCUGCCCGAGGGAGAAGAGCAUCCUUUGUGCUAUAGCUACGUGGGCUUUCCAGUGCUCAACUCCCAACUUCUCCAACCGCCGGAAGGAGCGAAUCCUCCGUCGGCGGCCACGGCUUCACGCCACUGCAGCCCGUCAAGUCCGACAGCCAUCUUUAGACGCUCCAAGCAGGAGAUGAAAUCUGCUCAAAAGAUGGCGCAAGCGUAUUCGUCAAUGCCGCAGAAGUGGUCCAAGUGUCUGCUGCGUCACUGCUACGGCCUGUGGUUCAUUUGCUUGCCUGCCUUGGUCGAAACGUGUCCCUCUAAAGUGCGGGCGCUGCGCACCGCCUACGACGUGCUAAGGAGGAUGCAAGAGAAGAAGCUCCAGGCUCCUGACGAGGUGUGCUACCGUGUAUUGCUGCAACUGUGUGGUCAGUACAGUCAACCGGUUCUGGCAGUCAAGGUGCUUUUUGAGAUGAAGAAGGCUGGGAUUCAACCCAACGCCAUCACCUACGGCUACUACAAUAAGGCGGUGUUGGAGAGCACGUGGCCGUCCACCACCAGAGGCGGCUUCUUUUUGUGGGGGAAGCUGAGAAAUGUGGUCCUGGGCGUCGGCCAAUUUAAGCAAGUUGGGAAGAAACAAGCAGAGUCACAAAGAGAAACUCAUUUGUCAGACGGGAGCGAUCUGGACACUGUCAGUCACGGCAGUUUGGACAGCGCAAAUGACUCUGCCGAGCGCAACUCCAUCGAUGCCGACUUCAGUAAGAUGGACUCCAGCGAUGAUGGAUUUAGCACAGGUGGCCAGUCAGACCAAGGUUACGAUUCUUUAUCCAAGGAGGAGAUGUGCUGCAGAGAAGGUGAAAAUAUUCCACCGGUGGAGGACAAAGGAUUGAAGCUGCACAACAAUACGGACAGCCUGCUUUCCAGUCCGUCGUUAAGCGACAACACGACCCGAGCGGAGCGGCCAAAGUCCCUGGACUGGUCGGUCGGAUCGGGAGCGCCGAAGCUCACCGUCCCUCAUCUCAACUCCAAUAAGCAGCACCACGCAGCUGCUGACAAACUCAGCGGGUUGGAGGAGGAGGCGGCAGAGUCUGAGGGUGAACAGAACCCGACCCGAAGAAGCGACCGUGGACCAUCCGGUCGAUCGGAUAUCGAGGCGGGGUUUGAUCCCUUGACCCAGAUGGCCACGGCGCAAGAGCGCGCUCAGGGCAACGUUAGCACGCCGACCGCCCGCCGCCAGCUAGCCGAGGAGAUCGAAAUGUACAUGAACAAUAACAGCAGUCCGCUGAGGAGCUGCCGCAGUCCCCAGGCGGAUUCGCCCAACCAAUCAAGCCCCUCCUCGCGGUCCACCCGAGCUCCCGCGCUGAUCCGUUCCAACACCCUCCUGCCGCUACCCGUCAAAUCCCGAGAGCGGCUCAGGACGUCGCCGUCGCUCCCUCUCGGCGUUUGUAGCAAAGGCAGGGAGAGGCCUUCAUCCUUGGUCUUGCCCUCGUCCCCCACUCCCUCCGCCUCCUCCUUCUCCAUGGACUCCCUCUUCACCCCCAGCCUGGACAGCUUCAAGAGCAGCGUCCUCUUAGCGGGCAAGGGCGUCGCCGAGAAGGCCAGCCGCCUCUACUCCCGCCUUUCUUCUCAAACGUCAUUAACGCAGGAUUCAAACUGCGAUCGUAUGAGCGUGUCCUCGUUGGCCUCGGGGGAUGCCGACUGCACCUCGUUCGUUGAUAACGACACCUUUCUCGACCAAGCGGACAGCUUGGUGUCGCCGCAGCACGCCGGUGCGGCCCGGCUCAGGAGGAGCCCCGGAGCGGGCCACAGCCACACGAGCAGCCUCGGCUCCCCCGACAGGGUCUUCCGACACAACUCAUUCUCUGGCGGUUUGACAGUUCCUUCGAGAAGUCUUCACACUCCAGAUUCCUCACCCGACAUAAACCACUUUCGUCCUUCUCCCACUUAUACCAUUGAGGUGAUUAUGUCCAGCUGCUCGCUUUGCAAGACUUGCGACUCUCUGGUGUACGACGAGGAGAUCAUGGCCGGCUGGACGGCCAACGACUCCAACCUCAACAGCACGUGUCCCUUCUGUGGCUCGGCCUUCCUGCCUUUCCUCAAUGUGGAAGUCAAAGAUCUGAGGCCCUCCUGCAGAUCUCCCCAGGAGUCUGUUCCUGUUGCCAAGGAGGACACGUCAGUGUCACUCAGCCCUGAAGCCAAAACGUCAGAGGCGGUCUCCUCUUCCCCAAGGAAUGCUGGGACGUCCGAACCCGUGACUGUGCCCUAUCUGAGCCCACUUGUUCUUUGGAAGGAACUGGAGAGCCUCCUUGUGAACGAAGGAGAGCAGGCCAUCUACUCCCCGGGGGUUGUGGACCAACACCCCAUUGUCUUCUGGAACCUUGUGUGGUUCUUUAGGAGGCUGGAGCUGCCUAGUAAUCUGCCAGCUCUUAUCCUGGCCUCCCAACACUGUCGCCAUGGUGAUCAGACGCUUUGCGGCGUUUCCUCCGAGGACAGCAAGCAGGUGCUGGUGAGGAUCAUGUGGGACAACCUCAAGUUGCACCAAGACAAAGUCCACCCUUGUUACAUCCUUUGGAACACACAUUGCGCCAAUUCUCUGGUUCGCUCGGGCCUGUGCGAGGAAGGCCAGCUCUUCACAGUGGAGCUCCUUCAGAAUUUGGUGAGGAGCAUCAAGAAGAGUGACAUCUAUCAGCCCAUGAGCCAAAUCCUCCAGCUGCUGGGGCCCGAGUUGGGUUUUAAAAGACAGAGGAGCUUGUACAGAGAUUUAUUAUUCCUCACUCUGGUGUCGUUGGGAAAGAACAACAUCAAUAUCAAUGCAUUUGACCGGGAGUACAAGCUGGCCUACGACCGCCUCACCCCCAGUCAGGUCAAACUGACCCACAACUGUGAUCGCCCCCCCGGAGCCGGGGUCAUGGAGUGCAGGAAGACUUUCGGGGAGCCCAGUCUGUGAACCAGAUGUCAUACAUGCACAUACACUCACACAGGUUGGACUUUGGACUCAGGACCAGCCCACCUGAGCUCUUCUUAAGCACAAAGGGAACUCUUCAAUGCAAAGCAACUGCCAUGAUGACAUCUCUGCACUGUUCAGCGCUGGGACGUGCGGAGCAGUGAGUCUUGAGGAAAUGCUUUUGAAUUUUCACUACUAGCUACAACUGUUAUUAUUUUUGUAUGUCAAAGGUCAUGGAUUCUCACUUUGCGGUCCUGGCGACCCUUGUUGAGAUUAUCGUUAAGCGUAGAGAACAAACUCCUUUUUUUUUUUUAAGCACUUUGACAAGAUGAGCUCCGCAUUUGUCCACAGCCAAAGAUUUGAUAAGUUUGACGGGGCCACGUAACACAUUGUAAUGUUUUUAUGUCAAACAUAUAAAAUACAGCUUGACCAAAAGCUAAAUACAUUCCUUUUCAUCCUCACCGUGUACACACUUUAAUACCUGAUGACACUAAACUAUGUGGUGAGAUGUUUAAAAAAAAAAAAAAAGUAAAUUAUUAGAAGGGAGCACUAACUUCAUUUAUAUGCGCAAUGAUUUUUUUUUUUUCUACAAUGUACCAAAAAACCCAAAGGGAAAUUCUAACAUGAUUUAUAUGGUUUUUAAAGCAAUACUUUUUUUAAAGUGAAAUUUCUUGAUAGUUGUAUGGGACCACUAAGGAUACAUUCCCUCUGUACAGUACAAUCAAAGUAUGUGAUCGCCGGAAAAAAUGAAUGACUGUUGGAUUAAUCUCAAUUUUGCUUUUGUCAAUAUUGUCACAGGACUUGUAGAGAAUUUGAUGUGUUUUGUAGAUUUCAUUUCGUAACAGAAAUGAACCGCUUCAAGGUUUAAGCUCGUAAAGAGAGAAGAAAAAAAAAAAAAGCUGUGCCCUAUCCUGACGUCACCAUGUCCCUUCCGAAGCUGACAAAGCAACCUGUUACAAAGCUUGGAAGAAAAAGGAAAAGAAAAAACUCCCUCAUUGAUGUCUACAUCUUGUGUCAAGGUUUGUUCUUCACCAUUUGUAAGGUGGACACUAAUUUAUAUGAAACUAGCUUCAAAAGAAGUGGAUCUGUUCUUUGCGCUCAUUUGGUAAUAAAAACACUUUUUGGAUGAUCA
Molecule: messenger RNA, 6338 nt
Organism: Syngnathus typhle (broad-nosed pipefish)
Lineage: Eukaryota; Metazoa; Chordata; Actinopteri; Syngnathiformes; Syngnathidae
Gene: dennd4a
Product: DENN/MADD domain containing 4A
Exons: 30
Coding region: 221-5209 (1662 amino acids)
Biological process (GO): regulation of Rab protein signal transduction
Cellular component (GO): cytoplasmic vesicle
Molecular function (GO): protein binding
Source: RefSeq, a predicted model, not a curated record